GGGAAACACACAAGGACAGGAAGUAUAAGCUGGAAACACAGGGAUCAAGAACUAAACAAUAAAACAGGAAACACAAGAGACUGGACUAAAACACAAGAGAAUACAACACGGAUCACUAACAUGAGGAAGACAAAGGAUAACUUCUACAGAACUCAGACUGGGAGGAAACUAAACUAGAGGUCAACUCAUGACAGAUGCAGUUUGUGUCACUCACUCAUGUUGUUCCCUCUGAACAGAUCCUUGAACUUACCUGAAGCUGGUUCACAAAGCUUAUACUCUGACUAAAAGUGAAGAAAAGUCAUAUUUUGAACUGGAACUGUCUCAAAUAAUAAUGACAUAUUUAGCUAGUUGCAGCACUUAUCACUGGUUUCUUUACACCACCCUAUGGGAGGGCUGUGUCCCAACAUCCUCAGACCCUCUGUGUGAGACUGGAAUGUAAUAACUACAGAGGAAAUAGGAGCCUGACUCUUCCUGGAACUGAGAUUGUCUCCCCUUCAGCUGUCUGGGUUUCACCUGUUAGCCAAGAGGAAAGUUUUUAAAGAGGAAAAAUCUGUGCAAGAAAAAAGAAAAAGUAAAAUAUUAAAGGCUUCUGUCCCCAAUUUGAAAUACAUCUGUGAGUUCAAAUGCAGAUUCUCUAUUUCUUCAACAGCAGGAGAUCAAGUGUGCAUCUAGAGGCUGUUUCAGUUAUCUGACCUCCAAACAUGACUCAUGUCGCACUGGCUGAGAGAAGCCUGUGGAGAGAGACCCCCUCCAUCCUUCCAUCUCUACUCGGCAGACAGUCCAGCUGACCUCCUGACAGCCUGUUGCAGCUCUGAUGACGCCAACAUCCUCAUGUGGGAGGAAAUUGGAUGAAAAAACGUGUAUUUCCUGGUUAGUCCAUCUCUCCGAGCCGCUCAGCUCAUCCAUCCCUCCCUGUCAGGCUGCAGAAACAUCCCGCCUCUCCUCACAUGUGGAUUACUGGAAAGCAGGAGGGAUGAGGCUACCAGAGAAGAUACCCCUUAUUCUGACCCCUUAUCUUCAGGGGGUUCAAAAGGUAACUCACUCCCACAUCCACAGACAGAAGGACUUCACUCUGACCAGCAGCAGCCUCUGGGAGCGUCUGGGCAUGGAGGACAGGAACUUUACGCACGGAUCUAUUUCCACUAACGAGACUGUGGUGCAGCCGGUCCACGCUCACAGGCUCGAGACAGUGAUCGGUUUACCGAUCCUGAUGUUUGCUGGAGGAGCCCUCGGGAACCUGAUCGCGAUCAUCGUUCUCUCAGUCUCGAGGCAGGAGAGGAAAUCCUCCGCCUUCUACACGCUCGUGUGUGGACUGGCUGUCACGGACCUCCUGGGCACGUGCCUCGCCAGUCCCAUCACCAUAGCGAACUACCUGGACGGGCAGGUCCUGCAGGACCAGCAUGUGUGCGGGUUCCAGUCCUUCCUGUUGCUGUUCUUCGGUCUCACGGGUCUGAGCAUCAUCUGCGCCAUGGCUGCAGAGCGCUACCUGGCCAUCUGCUGUCCCUACACCUACCAGCGGUGGGGGGUGGACCGUGGCUUUGCGCAGAGGUUCCUGCUCUUCAUCUACAUCAGUCACAUCCUCUUCUGCUGCCUCCCUGUGAUGGGCAUGGCGAGCAGCGAGCUGCAGGACUCCAGGACCUGGUGCUUCAUUGACUGGAGGACUCGGAAGCCCCUGACUGCAGCGUACUCCGUCCUGUACGGGACCGUCAGCGUGCUCCUCAUCUUGGGCACCAUCCUGCUGAACCUGGCGGUGUGUGGAGCUCUACUGCUCAUGCGCAGGAGGACCGUGCAGCGGCCCGUCAGCAGAGGCAGCGUCCGGGAGAGGUGGAGGGCUCUGUCCUCCGCGGCAGAGACGCAGAUGAUCGCGGUGCUGGUGACCACCUCUGCUGUGGUUCUGACCUGCUCAGCUCCACUAGUGAUUCGUGUGUUUGCAAACUGCUUCAUGCCGAAUGACGACCACAAAGCUGACCUGGCUGCCAUCCGCAUCGCCGCUGUGAACCCCAUCCUGGACCCCUGGAUCUACAUCCUGCUCAGGAGGUCUCUGUUCCAACGGUUACUCAGUUUAUCGAGGCACGGCAGCAGCACACGCAGCAGCUCGCCUCCUACUCCACACAGACACCUGUUAUAUCCUGAACUGAUGGACAGCCACGUGCUCACACGCCUCAUGUUCAACACAAACGUCAUCACGCAGGUUCCUGUCAGCGUCAAGUUCACUCCGUACACCACAGAGAGCCUCCAGCAGACUUAAGACCCUCUGAAGGUGUGUGUGAAACCUGUGGAUGUUUGCUGCAUCCUUACUCUGCAAGCAGCCGGAGACGUCGUCUCAGAGCUGUCGACGGUGGGAUGGAAACACUGUGAGGACUCUGAGGACUCACAGCUGAUGGGACGCUCCGAGAUCUCAUUGGAUUAUUAUUCAACAUGAGCUAAAGGCUGAUCUGAGCGCUGGCGGGGAAACAGGAGAUAUGAGACUCUGUUGUUCUCACUAAAGAACGACAGAAAAGACUGAGUGCUUCAUUCAGCUGCUCCUCUGCAGCUCAUGCCUCCUCUCUAAGACAUGACUGUGGUUGCACUUUUCCUCUCUUCAGGAACCAGGUUUUUCCUUCAGGGUCGGUUCACGGCUCCUGUAUGUGAAUCUGGAGAGCUCAGAGGAUCAAUGACUCUUGGGAUCCAAGGAGAACUUCAUCAGGUUCUUUGGUGUAGUAUAAGAAACGUCUUAAACACUGAUAUGAAGCUCUGACUGAACAUGGCUGUUGGAUGUUUGCAUUAAAGAUCCUCCAGCUCGA
Molecule: messenger RNA, 2783 nt
Organism: Notolabrus celidotus (New Zealand spotty)
Lineage: Eukaryota; Metazoa; Chordata; Actinopteri; Labriformes; Labridae
Product: prostaglandin E2 receptor EP4 subtype-like
Exons: 2
Coding region: 815-2248 (477 amino acids)
Biological process (GO): inflammatory response; negative regulation of inflammatory response; positive regulation of cytosolic calcium ion concentration
Cellular component (GO): plasma membrane
Molecular function (GO): prostaglandin E receptor activity
Source: RefSeq, a predicted model, not a curated record